AUGGAAACUCAAAAGGUUACGUUGAAAAGCAACGAUGAGGUAGAGUUCACAGUUAAUGUGUUAACUGCUAGUCGUUCCGUCUUGCUCAAAAAUAUGAUUGAAGACAUUGGAGACACUGAUCAAGUAAUUCCUCUUCCUAAUGUUAAAGAAACAGUGUUAAGAAAAGUGCUUGAAUGGUGUGAAUAUCAUGCAAAAGAUUCACAUUUAUUCGAUGACCAUGAUGAUGCUCAUAAGAAACUUAUUGAGAUUGAUGAUUGGGAUCAAAAAUAUUUGGAUUUGGAGCAUGAUAUGCUUUUUGAGAUUAUCUUGAAUGAUUUUACACAGGAAGAAGAAGAUCAAAUACGCAAAGAAAAUCAAUGGGCUGAAUGCAGAUGA
Entrophospora candida is the source of this 375-nucleotide messenger RNA. NCBI's taxonomy places the organism in Eukaryota, Fungi, Glomeromycota, Glomeromycetes, Entrophosporales, Entrophosporaceae. The record is from the annotation of a GenBank genome assembly.